Messenger RNA from Rhipicephalus sanguineus (brown dog tick), 1692 nucleotides. RefSeq lists its product as uncharacterized. Bases 1 to 1692 code for a protein of 563 amino acids. The transcript has 3 exons. NCBI's taxonomy places the organism in Eukaryota, Metazoa, Arthropoda, Arachnida, Ixodida, Ixodidae. The record is from RefSeq and is a predicted model, not a curated record.
AUGAGCAUUCCGGGAUUGCAACCGCCACCGCCUUUCCUGCCUUCGCCUGGUCAUCCGGCUGUACCAUGGGACCAGUGGAAGCAGGCCUUUCAGACGUACAUGGUGGUUUCUGGAGCUUCAGAGCUUCCAGCCGAACGUCGAAAAGCUAUCCUGCUCACAUGUCUUGGUAUGGAGGGGCAGCGGAUCUUCUCUACACUGAAGCCAGCGGACUUGCUGUCUGGCUCUGCUUCCGCUACUAGUCCUUCGAGCACAGGUGACGCCGGGUCGACGAAUGACGCGUAUGACUCUGCAAUCGCCCUGCUUUCGGACCAUUUCAAGCGUUCAGUCAACGUCAUCGUGGCUCGACAACGGUUCAGUCGCCGUGCUCAGCAUGCAGGGCCCCGCCCGGCUCUGGACAAGCUCACUAUUCCUUCUAGUAGGCAUCCACGACACGUGGACACCAUACGAGUACCGAUCCGACCCCAGGCUGGCCCUCCAGGCCCCUUCAGAAAUCCGAAGCGGCGCGGCGCCGCGCUAACCCUAACGCGCCGCGCCUGCACCUCCGUAAUGCAGCGUCUCGCCGAGCCCUCGGUACCACCGACAACAAAUGAUGCCCCACCGGUAAGCCCAGCCUCCUGUUGUGCCACUGCCGCUGCCGUACCUACGCUGUCAUUGUCUGGCAACGUCAGCAGGCCCACGCCGACAACCGUCGAUCAACCGGCAGCGUUCCCCAACAGCCUGCACGCUCCAGCAACGUGCAACGCUGGAAGCGUCCUUGAGACUCCCAGCUCAACCACGCUACCUCCGGAUCCCAAGAGCGUCAAUACUGCGUCGGCGUCGCAGUCGGCCGCGCAUGAUGCUGUUCCCACCGGAUCUUCGCCUGGAAUACUCAAGGAAAAUUCUCUGUGUGCCGACAAGUCCGUUUUGAAGAGCGGCGUUCCUCUCGUCCCCACAGUUUUGCCCUCCACUAUUGCGGCCGACGACUCUUCGACAGAAAUGGACUUCGCGGCAUCCCAAGGAAACGAAGAUAAUACCUCAUACCCUGAAGGCAGCUGGAACACCGUGAGGGCCAACCGGAAACCUGCUUCGAUCGCCCGACCUCGCACCGAGCUCAUCACCGUCGGUAUCCAACUUCCACCCGGGACACUCACGCCCAAACUACCUCUAUACGACUUGCUUGCUUCCAUCAUCGCCGCCGCAAACCUCUCGCCCAAGACCAGCGCGGAAGUCACCCUUCAGGCCAAACCAGCUCAGAGCCUUGUGUUCCUGAAAACACACUCCCCUCUCACUGCCCACCUCCUCCUCUCUCUUACGAAUAUGGAACUUAACGGUAAGCCGAUCACCAUCAAGCCAUAUGCACCCAAUCCUCCCAUCUCAUGCCUCGGCGUCAUACACAACGGCACCGUGCUCACCAAUGCCCUCAGCACAGCGUUGCGGCCAAGUGCCGCCGCUGUGCAGCGCUUCUGCCCGCAGAUCCUGCUGCUCACGUUUGUGCCCAACCCUGGUGUAUCCAUUGCCAAGUCAAUACUCAUUCAUCUCUCGACUCCACCUGCCCUUUCCUCCUUGCUAAGCAGCGGGAGUGUGCCAAAGCCGCUUUUCUCCGUCGCACAGCCUUGCGCCGAACCACCCAGCCAUGCCCGCCCUCCUCUUCGACGCAUGAAUUCCGUUCACCCCCCGCAACAUCCACCCCGGGAUCCUACGCCGCUAAAGUGA